Molecule: messenger RNA, 1282 nt
Organism: Liolophura sinensis
Lineage: Eukaryota; Metazoa; Mollusca; Polyplacophora; Chitonida; Chitonidae
Product: probable G-protein coupled receptor 19
Exons: 1
Coding region: 1-1152 (383 amino acids)
Biological process (GO): G protein-coupled receptor signaling pathway; cellular response to hormone stimulus
Cellular component (GO): plasma membrane
Molecular function (GO): peptide binding; G protein-coupled receptor activity
Source: RefSeq, a predicted model, not a curated record
AUGGAACCGUCAGUCAGCAGCGCUGACAAUAGUUCGAAUUUGCCCGAUUCCGGCCUGAUUGUGCCACGUCCAGUCCAGCAAGUGGUGCUAGAAACGUUGAUACUCGUUGUCAUGUGGACUAUCUCCGUCCUCUUCAACGGCCUCGUCUGUCUCGUCAUCUACAAAAGCAGAAGGAUGCAGUCGACCACAAACUAUUUCGUCGUUUCUCUGGCGGUAUCGGAUCUUGCCAUGGCCGUUUGCAACAUGCCGUUUAUCCUGGGGCGGCUGCUCAUUCAUAGUUGGGUGUUUGGAUCCUUCCUCUGCAAGUCCGUCCGUUUCAUCCAGUACGCUUUGCCCGGCUCGGCCAUGUAUGUCCUCGUGGCUAUAUGCAUCGACCGCUUUUACACAAUUAUUUAUCCGCUUAGUUUCAAAGUGACACGAGGAACAGCCAAGAGGAUGAUCCUUUCUAGCUGGAUAAUAGCAGCAGCCAUUGCCGGUUUCUGUUUCUACUUCUUCGAAGUGUUCGAGGAUACCUCCGCAAAACGUUGGUUUUGUCCGACGUACAUCCCGGUGCUGGACUGGGCAGGGAUAUUCUAUACAAUAUGCCUUGUACUAUUAACUUUUAUAUUCCCUGUGUUUUUGACGUUGUUUGGUUAUUUCAAACUAUUCGGAUAUAUAUGGAAGACAGGAUCCCCGGGGCCUACGUUUACACGGACUAUGAACCCCGUCCCACGAGCCAAAGUAAAAAUGGUGAAAAUGUUGAUGUUGGUAAGCACUGUCACAGUUGUAGCCUUUCUACCAUUUUAUGUGACACAAGUGUGGUACUGCGCCACAAACCCUCUGGGGGUGGAACCCACAAUUUUUGUUGUGGCAACGUGGGCGAUGUUCAGCACGAGCGUUGCUAAGCCACUGAUUUAUCUGCGUUACAACUCGAACUUCAGACGCGGAUGCAAAGAAGUAUUCUGUAUGUCAACCAUGAAGUGCUAUAGGAGUAACACGUACGCCAUUACUACUGCCACGGCUUUCGGAAAGAAGAACUUUGUCGGAGUCAUGGAAUCUACCGCCAGUACAGAUGUAAAGGUUGAUUCUCCGGUGAAGGCUUUUAACAGGGCGCCUUUGGUAGAGAAAUCUGCCUGGCCGCUAUCGUCCGCGAUGCCCUCUACAUAUUUGUGAUAUAGCCUACGCUUUUGCACACAAAGCUGGCGCGCGUCGCUGUGUGCGAACAACGGUAUACGUACAGAAUACUGUGUUGGAGCUCUUGAAUGCGCGAGCAAAUAGAACAUCGCUGGAUAUGGAUCGAGUU